This is a messenger RNA of Mucor mucedo, 1889 nucleotides long. RefSeq lists its product as uncharacterized. The record is from RefSeq and is a predicted model, not a curated record. NCBI's taxonomy places the organism in Eukaryota, Fungi, Mucoromycota, Mucoromycetes, Mucorales, Mucoraceae. Bases 376 to 1605 code for a protein of 409 amino acids. The transcript has 7 exons.
AAAUACAUCUCUUUCUUCCUUAUAUCUUUCUAGCGAAGCUAAACUUAGUCAAUUUUUUCUUUGGGAGAUGCUAAACUACUGAUCUUUUCCAAGCAAACUUCGAUAACAAGAGCGGUUGAUUUCACUCCAAUAUCCAAUGUGAUACUGGUUCAUAAAUCGUAGAAUGACACGCCUACUAUGGUCGUAAUCUGUUCAUACAGCUUAUAAUGAACUUGCAACAUUACAAUAAAAAAGAGGUUUAGCAGAUUAUUGCUUUUGGUAUCACGAAGGGACAAUGUAGUCUGUUCCUAUUGGCCGGAUUUCAAGUGCAUAAUGUCAUUAUGAUAUCAAGAUUUUGCUAUUUAUUUAUUUUUUACCUUUUUCAAUUCAUACCAAAUGGCUUCGUUUUUCUUUGAUGAUUACACUUUUCCCAGUGAGCUCUACGACCGUGAAUCAGGCGACUUUACUGCUCCUGUCCGAACUCUAAUUGAUUUUGCGCCUCAUAUUCUCCAAGAACUACCAAAGCAAGAAAAAGAUCAAAAACCAAUUCAUUCAGAGAAACAGGAUUCGUGGACAAAGAAGUUUUUAUCCUCUACCGGUAAAAGUUAUUUUGGCUCACUUUUGACUUCAGAAAGAACACAGGCUUUGACUGAAUUUGUAAUUCGAUGUGGUAACGAGUAUGUAAAAUCCACAGGAGAAAAAAGACGGGAAGAAGAACGUUUUAAGCAGUAUAAGGCUGAAGAUCGUAAACGAAGAAAGCGAGAAAAUAGGUCGAGAUGGUUCAAUAAAGAGGAAGUAUCAUCCUCAUCUGAAGACGAAGAAGAAAAGAUGGAAGAAAGACUUCGACAAGAAAAAGAAAAGAAACAGGCUGAAAAGGAGAAGAGGGAGAAAGCACAAAAGGAAAAGGCCACUACCUCACAAGAUGUAACGCGCAGCGCAACUACAAAUAAUGCUAUCAUGACGUCUGCAGUGGCCGCCAGUGUGUUAUCACUGUCACUCUAUUCAACUUAUCAAGCAAGUGUAGCAUUUAGUGAUAUUUCAUUCCACAAUCAAUUGGAAUUAUUAAUUACGCAGAUACAAUCGAUCAUUCAAAGUACGGAAGUUUGGAUUCAAGAGCAUGAAAAGAUGAAUGAUAAAGUGCCAAAACAAGUACGAACAGAUCUUAUACUGGUUAAACAAUUGGUGGAUAAUUUGAUUAGACUUGAUCCUCGUUCUAAUAAAAGAGUCGAGGCAGCCGGAUGGGGGUUAAGUGCAGUAGGUGGAUUAUCUGCAUUAGGUGGAUUCGCUUUAGGAAGUGCAGCUGUUGCUACAGGAGGAGCUGCCCUUGCAGUAGGUGGAGUAAUUGCAAUGGUGUCCGCUAAAGCACAGUCUGCCGGUAAAAGCAAAUUAGGCGCCAGAGUAUUGUUAGAAAGUCAAGUACGUGAAAAGGUGAAGGAGUGUCAGAAGAAUGCUAAAGAAAGAGAGAGGAUCAUCGAAAACGAUUUUCAUCAACCCAACAUACCCGUUAACAAAAUAAAAGAAAAGGUAGAAACCAAGACUGGAGAAAAGAGGAAAUUGACAGAGCCAUUGUCUAGUGCAAGUACUGCUGUUCCCAAAAAGAAGGAGAAAACAGCAGUGUUAUGUUAAGAUACAGUUCCGAUUAAGUUUGAGUAAAUGUCUGGCUGUUCUUUAAAAAGAGUCAUGUCAACCCCCCAGACAGACGGUAAACUUUGCAUAAAAAUAAACAACUUUUGAUUAAACACCCCCGUUUCCCAAUAAAUCCCCUUCCCGUUCUCCUUUAUGAUUUGAUAAUAAUUUGCCUUUUACAGUCUCGACUAAGACUAUUACGACAUGCAAAAUGUGAUUAUUAUUAUUUCUUCUUUGCCAAAGAGUAUGAAAUAAGCCCCUAAUAAUAUAGUUGUUGGAAUCCA